Messenger RNA from Neoarthrinium moseri, 459 nucleotides. RefSeq lists its product as uncharacterized. Bases 1 to 459 code for a protein of 152 amino acids. The record is from RefSeq and is a predicted model, not a curated record. Gene Ontology annotation, molecular function: protein heterodimerization activity; structural constituent of chromatin; DNA binding. Gene Ontology annotation, cellular component: nucleosome. The transcript has 2 exons. Lineage: Eukaryota; Fungi; Ascomycota; Sordariomycetes; Amphisphaeriales; Apiosporaceae.
AUGAGGCGGUCGUCAGCCGGCACCGCCGGCAGCGGCCGAGGCCGUGGCCGCGGUGGUGCUCGAGGUGGCCGUGGGGGAGGCAGAGGAGGCAGAGGCGGAGCCGUCUUAGCAGCACUACCCGGAGACCCAGUACCGGCGGGCCGCAAGCGGCGGUACCGGCCGGGGACGCUGGCGCUGCGCGAGAUCCGGCGGCUGCAGAACGGCACGGACCUGCUGAUCCGCAAGCUGCCGUUCGCGCGGCUGGUGCGCGAGAUCGCCAUGGGCUUCCGCCCGCGCGACGACGGCCUGCGCUGGCAGUCCCAGGCCAUCCAGGCCAUCCAGGAGGCCGCCGAGGCCUUCCUCGUCCACCUGUUCGAGGACACCAACCUGUGCGCCAUCCACGCCAAGCGCGUCACCAUCAUGCAGAAGGACAUCCAGCUCGCGCGGCGCAUCCGCGGCAUCUGGGGCGGCAUCGGCUAA